AUGCAGAAGAUUUGUAUUUCUGAAGCCUCUGUACAUCAAAAACUUCCUGUUGGAAGUUUGUUACUGUUGAAAAUAACCUUCCUUACAAUAAGUUUUAGUCUUUCCUCAUGGAAGAAAUCAUCUGGUGUUGAUACCUCACAACCAUUGAGUCAGUUGGAGAUCAGAAAGCUUGAAGAAACUCUUGGAAUAGCUCCAUUCCUAUUGGAAAAUUCUUGUCAAAGAUUUAGCUCUCCAUAUGUUCCUCAAACUGAUGGAUGGAGAACAGAUUGUCCACAAGAAAUGAGGAAUCUACCAUCACUCCUGAGUAAUAUGAACUGUUACAUUGAUCAGUCCUGUACAGCAGUCCAGUGUUGUAUUGAUGUCAACGAACUUGGAAAGUCUUUAGAGAUAGGAGUCAAGAUUGAUCCAUGUGACUUCAGGUUGACAGUCAGGAUAGAGAAAUUGAGCUUUGAUGUUACAUUGUAUGAUUAUGUAUGGGAAAAACAGGAAUAUUUAGAUCUCUAUGGAGUCAUACAGAUUGCAUUCACUAUUAAAAAUUUGUAUGGAGAAAAGUUCUAUCUAAUCAGCCUCAAUGCAUCAGUUAAUUUUGAUGCCAAAAGUGAAGAGGAAUACAACAUUAUACUGGAGAACAAUCUACUACCAAAAGCAGUCUGUGAUUGGUCGUCUGAUUUCUAUAUUUCAAAUUUUUCAUUGACAAACUGGCUGCAUAAGAAAAACUUGGAGAUUAAUGAUUCAAUUCCUGGUGAUAUCUUAUACCAGUUGUACGAAGAAACAAAUGUAGGCCAUUACCUUCUGGAUAACAAGUGUUCUAGACUUGUCUAUCCUUACAAUAAUAGUUGGACUAAAGAUUGUGCUAUGGACAUGACUUUACCAAUGUUACCAUCAGAUGUAUCCUGUUUUAUUACUGAUACAUGUACAGGGGUUCAGUGUUGUGUUAUGAACAAUUUAUUGCAACAGACAUUUGAAAUCUCAUUUCUGUUGGACAGCUGUAACAAGAAACUAAGUAUCAGUAUAGAGAAAAUACAGUACAAUGACACUUUACUGGAUUUCAAAUUAGGGACUUAUUAUUCCUUCAGCUUACAGGGAUUAAUUCAAGUUCAAUACAGUAUUGAAGACUUGUAUACUGAGAGGUUCUACUUAGUAAAUAUGAAAAUUCAGUUUUGCUAUGAAAGUACAGAGCCUCAAUGUGAUCAUCAGUUCACCAUUCUACAAAAUACAAAACUUCCCAAAAGACAGUGUGAUUGGAAUAGUGGAUUUGUUACUCCUGGAUUCUCCUUGGACACUUGGUAUAAUGAGCAUUCUUUGUCAUCUGGAUCAAAUUUGGAAGAUUGGAUGAUAUCUGAACUACUUAAUGGUCUUGGGAUAUCACCAUACCUACACGUUGAACAAUGCUCAAGACAAUCAUCACCUUUCUAUCCAAGUAUACUUGGUUGGAAUAAAGGUUGUGCUAAUAAUAUAAACCUUCCACAGGUUGAAGAACCAACAACCUGCUAUAUAGAUACAAGUUGUACCACAGUAGAAUGUUGUGUAGAUGUAGACUUUAUUCCAUACUCCUUCCACACCUACCUGAAUAUAGAUCCUUGCAAACAGAUGAUAACUGUUGGCAUUGAAAAAUUCCACAGAAACAUCUCACUAACAAACUACCAAUGGGGAGUGCAGGAAAGUUUUUGGCUUGCUGGUGUAUUGCGUCUAUCUUACAGCAUAGAGGAUUUUAGUGGUGAAAGCCUGUACUUAGUCAGCCUGAACAUGAGUGUUUGCUUUGAAAGUAACAAAUCUUGUCAUGCAUCUACACAGAUACUAAGUCACACAUGGCUGACCAAGGCCUUGUGUGCAUGGGAUACCAACUAUUAUCAGUCAAACUUUUCCUUGGCAGCCUGGCUACAGACCAAAGAGAUGUCACUACCACUGCCAGAUUAUGGACAGCUUCUUCUGUUUCAAGAUACUGGGAUAGCACCAUAUUUAUUGGAUGAUCAAUGUUGGGUAGAUUUUACCAAGUUCCACUACUGGUUCUUUACAAAUGCAUGCCCAUUGUACACACCAGCAAUGCCUUACAUAGAGAUUCCAUGCCAUCUGUCAGCAUUAUGUACUGGUAUUGAGUGUUGUGUCUAUGACUACAAGUUAAACAGAGACUUCCAUACCACAGUUCUAGUUGAUCCAUGUUCUUAUGUUGUUACUGUUGGGAUAGACAAUUUUGUAUACAACACCUCAAUAACUGAGUUUUCCUUUGGUACUGUGAAGAAGUUCUCAUUAGCAGGAAUUGUGAACAUAGAAUUGUCCAUACACUACCUUAAAAUGGAACAUUCAUAUCUGAUAUCAAAGAAUAUAAGUAUAUGUACAGAGAGUCAAAAUACCUGUGAACAUAAAUAUGUUGUAGUGGAAAAUAUGAUGCUACCAAUCUUACAGUGCAGUUAUAAUGGAGGAUUUAUCGAAGAAGAUUUUUCCAUAUCAAAGUGGAAAAACGAAAGAGGACUUGCUAAGAAUGAGAGUUUAGACAGUAUUGCAGUGUCUGAGUUGUUUGUAAAUCUUGGUUUGUCUUACUAUCUUCUUUCUAUGAGAUGUAACAACUUCAGUGAUUUAUACAGUCCAUCUACCAAUGGAUGGAAGUCAUUAUGUACAGAUGAUGAAGCUCUGCCAGUUCUGUCUGGAGAAAUAACAUGUAACUUGGGAUAUACUUGUGACACAGUAAGCUGUUGUAUUGAUGUAGAAGAUCUAGGUAGAACAAUGGAAGUAUCAUUAUCAAUAAACCACUGCAACAGGAAACUGUCUUUACAACUUGAAAGAUUGUCAGAGGAUAUAUCAUUGGUGGAUUACAAAUGGGGUACUUUGAUGAAGCAUGAACUUGUUGGUGUGUUGAGAACUGAAAUUGUGGUUUACAACUUAGCAGCAGAAAACAGUUAUAUGGUGUACUUCAACAUAUUGGUGUGCCUGGAAGCAAAUGGUACCUGCUCAGUGAAUGAGGUCAUAUUAGAUGGAAGAAAAAUAAUCAAAGAAGUCUGUGACAGAUCAAAGGAAAAUGAAUUUUCACUGGCUGCUUGGCUUGAAGAAAAGAACUUACCAAAGUCUGGAGGGAUCUUUCCAGAAUGGGCAGAAGUUCAGCUGAAGCAGGAUCUAAAAAUAGACCAGUUUCUCAAAACAGCCUGCUAUGUUUCUUAUUACAAUAGCAAUGGUUUGUCAAAAUUAUAUUGUGAACCAACAUUUAACAAUCAACUAUUCACUAUUUACAGAUAA
Messenger RNA from Mytilus californianus (California mussel), 3228 nucleotides. RefSeq lists its product as uncharacterized. The record is from RefSeq and is a predicted model, not a curated record. The coding region runs from base 1 to 3228 and encodes 1075 amino acids. Lineage: Eukaryota; Metazoa; Mollusca; Bivalvia; Mytilida; Mytilidae. The transcript has 22 exons.